AUGGCCAAGGUAUAUGAUCGAAUGGAGUGGGGUUUUUUGGAGGGGAUCAUGUUGGCGAUGGGUUUUUCUGAUCAGUGGGUGAGGUUGAUGAUGCUAUGUGUCUCUAUUGUCACUUAUGCAAUUCUGGUCAACGGGGAGUCAGUGGGGUCUGUUUGCCCCACUUGGGGCAUCCGUCAAGGGGAUCCGUUAUCCCCUUAUUUGUUUAUUCUGUGUGCUGAAGCACUAUCUGUGCUCUUCCAACCGGCGGAGGCUAGUGGUGAUAUUCACGGGGUGAGGGUGGCACGUGGUGCCCCUGCUGUUACCCAUCUAUUUUUUGCUGACGACAAUUUGUUGUUUUUUAGGGCAAAUCAACACGAAGCUUUCAAAAUCAAGGAGUGUUUGGAUGUUUAUUGUGAGGCUUCGGGCCAGUUAGUCAACUUUGAAAAAUCCAAUGUCGUGUUCAGCACUAAUACUGCGAUGUGUAUGAGAAGAAUGGUGUGUGAAACUUUUGGGGUUCAGGAAUCAAAUGACUUGGGGCGUUACUUGGGGCUACCUUCGGUGUUGGGACUAACAAAAUUGCCACCUUUCGGUACAUUGAGGACAAGAUUCGUGAGAGGAUCGGCUCGUGGCAACACAAACUCCUUUCAAGGGCAGGGUUGGCGUAUUUUAAUCCAACCAGAAUCUUUGGUAAGCAGGUUACUUAAAGCCAAAUACUUCCCAGCGUGUGAUUUUAUGGAAGCAUCUGUGGGGACGAACCCGAGUUAUUUUUGGCGGGGUGUUGUGAGGGGACAGGAAGUCUUGAGACGAGGAUUGGCACGGAGAAUUCGGAAUGGUAUGGACACGAAGAUUUGGGGUUGGAAUUGGCUCUCUAGUUCGUCCGAUGCAGGUUUACAUACGCCUUGCGUUGAUGAGCUCAAGGAGGCUAGAGUAAAAGGCCUAAUGAAUGAGCAAGGCGAAUGGGACGUAGGUGUAGUGCAGGAUCUUUUUCAAACGGAGGACGUGCAUAGAAUUCUAUCGACUCCCACAAGCAAAGCUUUCAAGGACUCUUGGCGUUGGAUCGGCGAUGCGCGAGGCUGCUAUACGGUGAAACAUAGCUACCGUUUGCUCACCGAUCAGCUAGCAGGUACGGGCUCUCAAUUUGGCUUUCAUUCGUGGAACCAUUUGUGGUUACUCCCGGUGCCUCCAAAAGUGAAAAAUCUCCUUUGGCGGCGUGCUCGUAAUGUUUUUCCAGUCCGCGAAAACUUGAAAUCGAAGAGAAUCUGGAUUGGAGGCGGUUGUCCGUUCUGUGGGUCUCCUUUCGAAACAGUUGAGCAUAUUUUUGGUGAGUGCAGCUAUGCUACAAAUCUUUGA
Molecule: messenger RNA, 1329 nt
Organism: Ipomoea nil (Japanese morning glory)
Lineage: Eukaryota; Viridiplantae; Streptophyta; Magnoliopsida; Solanales; Convolvulaceae
Exons: 2
Coding region: 1-1329 (442 amino acids)
Source: RefSeq, a predicted model, not a curated record